CAAGAUGGCGGCGGCGGUAGCGUCCCGGAGGCCUUGGUGGCUUCCCGGCUGCUGAGGGGGCUCCGCGUGGCUGGCGGCGAACAGGCCGGACCGAGAGCCGGCGGGCGAGCGGCCGCCGCCCUUUCACGGCCCGCGCGGCCGAGGCUGGGCCGUGCGGCGGCGCCGGGGGAUGGUCCUGCUGGGCCGGGCCUCUCCCUCCUCAACUUAGGGCGGCGGCGGGCCCGCGCCCCGGACUCCCCGCCAUGGCCUUGAGAGAGCUCAAAGUUUGUCUGCUGGGGGAUACAGGUGUAGGUAAAUCAAGCAUCGUGUGGCGGUUUGUGGAAGACAGUUUUGAUCCGAACAUCAACCCAACAAUAGGGGCAUCUUUUAUGACCAAGACUGUCCAGUACCAAAAUGAGCUACAUAAAUUCCUAAUCUGGGAUACAGCUGGACAAGAACGAUUCCGAGCCUUGGCACCAAUGUACUACCGAGGGUCAGCUGCGGCUGUUAUCGUUUACGACAUCACAAAAGAAGAGACAUUUUCAACAUUAAAGAACUGGGUGAAAGAGCUCCGACAGCAUGGCCCACCUAAUAUUGUAGUUGCCAUUGCAGGAAAUAAGUGUGAUCUUAUCGAUGUCAGAGAAGUCAUGGAGAGAGAUGCCAAGGACUACGCUGAUUCCAUUCAUGCAAUUUUUGUAGAGACCAGCGCAAAAAAUGCGAUAAACAUAAAUGAACUCUUUAUAGAAAUUAGUCGAAGAAUUCCGUCCACUGAUGCCAACCCACCUUCUGGCGGCAAAGGCUUCAAACUCCGAAGACAAACGUCGGAGCCAAAGCGAAGCUGCUGCUGACGAGCCAGCCACACAGUAGGUGGUGGUGAGUGUUCGCAGGAGGGCUGGGCCUCGCUGCCCAUGUCCACCUGGCACUCUUGAGUCGUCUUUAUGCAAAAGGACUUCGAGAUUGACCGUUCCCUUCUCCCUUUGAAGACAGGUGUGGUGGAGUUUCCACAUGUGACUUAUAGUAUGAUAAGACCCUCUGAUGUGCAAAGGGACCCUGGCGUCCUUGGCUUUUGACCUUGGUGAAGGGACAUCUGGUUGUACGGAUGACAGGAUUCAAUUGCUGGGUAGUUUUGUAAUCAAGAUAUUAUGUAACAUUUGUAAAGGGAAAAUUAGCACUUUUGUGGUUCUUGUUGGGGAACAAGCCUUUGUGAAGAUUGUAAUUUCCUUCGUUUCCAUUGCCACUGUUAGAGGAAGUUGUGUCAUUUAAAAUGUGAUAGGACAGUACAGGUGGGGGAGUGGCUAUUGCUAUUUGAAGCUGAAAUGGAUUAUUUACAGGACCAAUGGGAACAGCUUCUUACCCACCACAUCAGGAAGCACUUGGGUUGUGGUUCUACCCAGUGGGUCAGCAGCCAGAGCAGCCUUGCCCACCUCACCCUGGGUUUGUGCUGACCCUGUCAUGUAUGUGUCACCAUACAUAUUAUUGGCACCUUCUAAAAGAAACUCAUGAUCAAGGUGCUGGUGGUAGAGAAGCGGCCUGGAGUACAUUGAGCUAUGCUAAGCUGCCUAGCAGUGGUUUAAAAGGGAGAAUGAGAAAAGAACAUAGUGUAAAUGCUGUCAGUUUCCUGUUUAACCCAAGUAAGUAUUUUGGAGGGAAAGCAAGUAUCUGUUGCUUAGCAUAUGUAAAGUUGUAGUCUGUAUUUAUGAGACCAUUGCUUAAAGAUGAUAAAUUAUGUAAAUACAUUAAUAAAUUCUACAUUUCAUUCAACACUCCAUUUAAUCUUGCACCCAGUCUUGCGUAUGCCCGCCCAUCUUUCAGCCUGUCCACAGGAGACCCUGAAACACAUUUAUGUAGUUCAGAGGCAUGGAGCACUUAGCUUAUCUUUCUAGCCUUCCCUGCCUCUCCCCCAUCUCCUUCCCUGCACAUCCCAUCUGGAAAUGUUAAUGAAGACAUAUGCCACUUUGACAAGCCUGACUAGUCCUUCCUAGCCGGAGGGGAAAGAAUAAACUCCAAGCCUGGUCCUGGUCCUGGUGCUGAGCCUCUGGGCUUUUACAGAGACCUCAGCCCAACUGUUUUAAGAGUGCUCUCCUUGUUAACAAUUUAGCUUGUCUUUCGUUUCCUUUAUUUUCCCCUGCCUCUGUUAGUGGUUAACACUCUUUUCCCUCAGGGAGCCUAAUGAGGUUUUUAAUAUAAUCUAAAAAUAAAGCACUGAAGAGAGGUUGGUGAAAAUUUGUUCCUGGUCUAAUUUGGCACCCUUCCAACCUGCGUAUUGUAAGGGAAGGAAAUUUACAAGAUUAAAUAGGAAAUGAAGCAGCUUGAAUUUCAAACUAAAUUGUGUUUUCAGAGCUAUCCUUGACUGAACAGUCCAAACUUUUAGAAAUCAAUGUUAUUUUUUUGCAGCCCCUACUUGAAAUGGAUAGAUUUUUUUUAAUGAAGAAAUUAUAACUGCAAUUGAGUUUGAAGACCUCUUUCCCGAUUGUAUAUAUGUAGCACCUGAAAUUAUUUUAUUCAUAUUGAAACCAUAUAGACAGAAUACAGUUAGUAAAAAUUCUAACAAUGUUUUGUGUGAAAUUCAUGCAGACUUCAGUCUUCCUAGCAUCUUGCUUCUAACCCAGCAUUCAAACAGUAAACAUCUGGAAAAUAUUCCCACUGCGCUCCUUAUACCCACCUGAAGGUGACUUGAUUUGAUUUUAUAUACCUUCACAGCCCCAGGGCAUCCAGCCGCUGCCCUAGUAUAUGCCAGCAUUCUUAUUGCUGGUCCUCUUUUCUCCACAACAACAAAAUUAAGAAUGGGGGGGCUGCUUGACUCAUUAUAGACAAAGCAACAUUGGUUGCAGGGGAAAGAGUCUGUCCUAUUUCACCAAAAAAUGACACAACUCCAUAACCUUUGUCAAUAGAUGCAGGUGAUCAAGUUGCUUCUUGGUGCCCAGGUAAGCAGGGUCUUGGGAAUCUCACGCCAGUGCCUCUAAUGCCACUGUGAUGUUGCACUGCAUUGAGCCCUGUGGGCCACUCCAUCAGGUCCUGACAGCUGGUGUCUGGCUUGUUUCUCACACUUCUGCCCAUAGGACAGGUGACAAGGCACUGUGCUCCUGCAUUUCUUGGACCUCUUCUCUUCUUCCACAUUUCCUUUGGCCUACCACAGUAGAUACCUAUUUCAGACCCAUAACCCAAACUCCAUGAAAUACAAAGGCACAUAUUUAAGUGAGGAGCAGUGCUUUGCUUUGAAUACAUUUUGCACGAACCUAAGUAAUGAUCUCUAAUAUCAAUUUUGUAUUUUCUUUCUUAAUGCUUAAUGAGAAAAGGCUAGACUCCCAAGGAAAUGAGACAAACCCCAUCCAUAAAAAUCGUUUGGUUUCCUUAUGACGCAGGACCAUU
Molecule: messenger RNA, 3348 nt
Organism: Dipodomys spectabilis (banner-tailed kangaroo rat)
Lineage: Eukaryota; Metazoa; Chordata; Mammalia; Rodentia; Heteromyidae
Gene: Rab22a
Product: RAB22A, member RAS oncogene family
Exons: 7
Coding region: 243-827 (194 amino acids)
Molecular function (GO): GTPase activity; GTP binding
Source: RefSeq, a predicted model, not a curated record